AAAAACUCAAAAGCUUUCAAAUUUUUAUCUUUCUCUUCAACAAAACACCUACGUGCAAUCAGUCGUUCAGUCCGAGGCUACAAUAUUAGGCUUAUCAUUCAGUAUUCUUUUCAACUCUUGAGUUUAACCGCUUCACAUCAUGGGUAUCAUCCGCAAGACCGCAGUUGGAGUGACUGUCGGCACAGCUGCAGCACUAGGCUAUCUCCAUGUGGCAACAAGCAUCAUCGCGCCGAUUCCUCUCAACGACGCGAUAUACAGCUCCAGUGCAUACAAGAAGUAUAAUCCGCAUAAAAACGCAGCUACCAAUGACAUCUGCGUCAAGACAAUUCCUCUGAAUCGCAUUCGCCCGGAAUUGUUGCAGAAGGAGGGAGACCUGGCCUUGGAGCUCUGCCGUGGCGUAUGGCAUGGCUGGGGCUAUGCCAUACAGCGGUGGUACUUGCAUCGCAAAUGGUACGGUCCUGAGACAUCCUCACAGCUAUGGACGCGAGACCAGCUCGCUGCCUCAAAGUAUGAGGUCGGAACGGCUGUGACAGAUCACUUUGAAGUGGUUGAUCACACGCCCAAUGAAAUUCUAAUCCGCGCCGGCGGCACUCCUCGGGAGCAGGGUGGACGACCUGCAGAUGGUUUGUUCGCCAUUGGCGCUGUUGUUGACCACGAUGCUCAAGUGGCGCGAUUAACGCUCAAGAGCUGCCUUUUCUCCAGCCACCAGAAGAUAGAAGGCGAUAAGGGACCGAUGCCCGCACCAGUGGAACUUCUGCACCAGUGGUAUUCGCGCGUUAUGCUGGUGAGCGCAGCCUCUCGGUUGACGCGGUGAGCGAUUCACAGACAUGAUCGAAAUGAACAACAUGUUAGCUGAGAAGACACGUCGAGACUACGACGCUCCAGGGGAGAGAAAAGUCAACAUUUCUAUAGUUACUGGGAUACUUAGCAACAAGGAUUAUGCAUGCUAUUCGCGC
Molecule: messenger RNA, 956 nt
Organism: Trichoderma harzianum CBS 226.95
Lineage: Eukaryota; Fungi; Ascomycota; Sordariomycetes; Hypocreales; Hypocreaceae
Exons: 2
Coding region: 140-814 (224 amino acids)
Source: RefSeq, a predicted model, not a curated record